CACCCAUACGCUCAGCUGUAGGACAUUCUCAACCUCAUUUGUUUUGGCAGCGAGCUGCAUCGGACUUCGGGUUUCUUGGUAGUUUUACAAGAAAAAUAUACUUUUAACAUAUUAUCAACCAAACAGCUAAGAUGUCAUCGCCACUAGAUAAGCCUCAGAUUAUUUCGCAUAUUCAGAAGAGUUUGAACUACACAGUGUUUGACAGUAAAUGGAUUCCUUGCAGCGCGAAGUUCGUCUGCCUGGGGAACUAUGCGAGAGGAACUGGAGUAAUGCAGAUAUAUGAAGUGCAGCAAGGAGAGGCUCAGCUUAUCAAGGAGCAAGAAUUUCCUAAACCAAUCAAGUGCGGGACAUUCGGGGCCACAUCUCUUCAACAAAGACACUUAGCAACUGGGGAUUUUGGUGGAAAUCUCAAUAUAUGGAACCUGGAGGUGCCUGGUACUCCGGUGUUCAGUGUUAAGGCCCACAAAGAGAUCAUUAAUAGUAUUGAUGGUGUUGGCGGCCUGGGGAUCGGUGAUGGCGCACCCGAGAUAGUCACUGGAAGCAGAGACGGGACAGUAAAGGUGUGGGAUACCCGACAGAAGGAUUCACCUGUAGCCAACAUGGAGCCCGGGGAAGGAGAGACUAAGAGGGACUGCUGGACGGUUGCAUUAGGUCAUGCCUUUAAUGAUCAGGACCGCUGUGUGUGUGCUGGCUACGACAACGGCGACAUCAAACUCUUUGACUUGAGAAACAUGUCUCUACGGUGGGAAACCAACAUUAAAAACGGGGUAUGCUGCGUGGAGUUUGACAGGAAAGACAUCAACAUGAAUAAACUGGUUGCCACGUCACUGGAGGGAAAAUUCCACGUCUUUGACAUGAGGACCCAACACCCCACCAAGGGCUUCAGCUCCGUCUCAGAAAAGGCUCACAAGUCGACCAUCUGGCAGGUGAAGCACUUGCCUCAAAACAGAGACAUCUUCAUGACUACCGGGGGGGCAGGCAACCUAAAUCUUUGGAAAUAUGAGUAUCCCUCUCAGAGAAGCAAGACAGACUCAGACGACUUGGCCGUGGGCGUAGCUGGCUCCGUCACGCUGUUACAGAACGCCACGCUGUCCACGCAGCCAAUCGCCAGCCUGGACUGGAGCCCCGACAAGAAGGGCCUGUGUGUGUGCUCCGGCUUCGACCAGACUGUGCGCGUGCUCAUCGUCACCAAACUCAGCCAGGUGUAAAAAGAAGUAGACCAGAGACUGAAGGUGAAUAUCUGCGCAGCCGGAUGCAAAAUGAGACACAACUGCAACCUACAAUACAUCUCUGCCUGUUUGUGAGGAUGAAUGGUUUGUUUUCCUUACUGGGAGUUCUGUCAGCUGUAAAUCUCAAUGUUGUACAAUUAACAAUCAUCUUGUCAUAAAACUAUUGAAGUCAAAUGAACUUCUUGGUUUGUGUUCAGCUGCUCUGUCUGUCUGUCUGUCUCAUGUCUCAUCCCCUAAACAAAUGUGCAGUGCUUUGCUUUCCUCAUGAGUCAUUCCUAGCAUUCGGUGCCAUUUCAGCUAGGUUAAUCAAACAUUAUUUAAUAUCUCUGCAUUUAAUUAUUUAACCUGAAUGAUGGCUUAUUAAAGUAUAAGAAACAUAUUUUGGUCAAGCUCAGGAUAUUAUGUUUAAAAAGCUUUUGUUUAACAUCCCCUGUUACUGUGUGUCCACCCUGUUACUGUGCAAAAUAGUAACAUGGUGGACAUUUUAUGCUAAACUUGGCUAUUGCUACAUGUGUGAUGAUCCUCGACGGCACACUUUCAUUCAAAUCUCACAUCAGUAAUAUCACUCGGUCUGCCUAUUUCCAUCUACGCAACAUCAACCGCCUCCGCCCGUCCCUUAACCCUAAGACCACCGCCAUUCUUGUUCACACCCUGGUCACUUCCCGCAUCGACUACUGCAACUCCCUUCUCUUUGGUCUCCCUCUCAAAUCCAUCCACAGACUUCAACUGGUCCAGAACUCUGCCGCCCGCAUCGUCACCAGUACCCCCUCCAUUAACCACAUCUCUCCUGU
Gymnodraco acuticeps is the source of this 2020-nucleotide messenger RNA. It is a transcript of the gene wdr92, whose product is annotated as WD repeat domain 92. The transcript is spliced from 8 exons. Bases 132 to 1208 code for a protein of 358 amino acids. Lineage: Eukaryota; Metazoa; Chordata; Actinopteri; Perciformes; Bathydraconidae. Gene Ontology annotation, molecular function: ubiquitin binding. The record is from RefSeq and is a predicted model, not a curated record.